AUGGACGAGAACAAACAUGGUGAAGCAGCGGAAGGAGAUGCCAACAACACUCCGCCUCCUCCCAAUCCUCCAACACAGACUGUUGGUCGUGUUGUCCCUUCAUCAUCCCUGCGGAUACCUGAAGAACCAUUGGAGCAACGACUGAACAAGUUCUGGGAUAAACAGUACCAAGAAAUUGAGGAGACCACUAAUUUCAGGAAUCACAGCUUGCCUCUGGCUAGGAUCAAGAGGAUAAUGAAGUCUGACGAGGAGGUGAAACUGGUAGCAGCUGAGGCUCCUGUGGUGUUCGCCAAGGCAUGUGAAAUGUUCAUUACGGAGCUCACAACGAGAGCAUGGGUUAAUGCUGAGGAGAACAGAAGGAGAACACUUACUAAGGCUGACAUUGUAUCUGCUAUGUCAACUACUGAUAUGUAUGAUUUUCUUAUUGAUAUUGUCCCCAGAGAAGACACAAGGGAGCAUCAAGUGCAUGCAGGCAUACCAGGAACAAGCAUGUUUCCAACUCCAGCUGAGAAUGUUCCUUACUAUCCUAUGCCACCUAAUCAACGUGUUGCAGACCCUGCAGGCCCACAAUAUGGUGUUCCGGUGAUGCUCAUGGGAAAUCCAAGUCUUGAUGAAAAUCAUCAUGUCCCGCAAAAUCAUCCUUCUCCAACUCCAAUGUUGCCCAAUCCUGGCGGACAUAACAACCAUUCUCCUAAUUCAGAUGAUUGA
Molecule: messenger RNA, 708 nt
Organism: Sphenostylis stenocarpa
Lineage: Eukaryota; Viridiplantae; Streptophyta; Magnoliopsida; Fabales; Fabaceae
Source: the annotation of a GenBank genome assembly